GAACAAAUCAAUUGAUUAGAACAAUUGAGAGAUCUCAAUGGAUAGUAGACUUCGUGAAGCAGCACUUCAAGGGAACGUGAGCUCCUUGCUUCAAUUGCUUCAAGAGGACCCACUCAUUCUUGACAGAGGUAUUGGAGCUUGCAUCACUGAGACUCCUUUACACAUAGCCUCGGUGCUUGGACACGUCCACUUCGUUAGAGUGCUUCUAUCAAACAAGCCUAAACUUGCUUUGAAGCCAGAUGAAUCACAAGGUCACACACCCUUACACUUGGCAUCAGCAAAAGGCCAUGUUGAAGUCGUGAAGGAGUUGCUGCUGCCGACGGGGAUGAUAGAUGUUUGUAUUUCUCGUGAUCGAGAUGGGAGAACGCCACUCCAUCUGGCAGCUAUGAAAGGCCAAGCUGAGGUGGUGGAGGUGCUUGCUCAAGCAAUACCAGAAGUAACUAGGGUGUUGGUGGAUGGUGGAGGGACCAUUCUACAUCUCUGUGUGAAGCAUGGCCAAUUGGAGGUGUUGGAGUUGUUGCUGAGAUUAAUUGGUGAUGUUGAUUUUGUGAACCAUACGGAUGGCGAUGGCAACAUUGUUCUUCAUCUUGCAGUAGCUAACAAGCAGAUUGAGAUGGUAAGGUUUUUGCUUGAGAAAACAGCCAUCAAAGUGAACUCUGUAAACAACAACUCUUUCACAGCCUUGGAUGUUUUAACAAAUGGUCCGAGAGAUUUGAUGGAUAUGGACAUGGAAGAGGCUCUUCGAGGUGCCGGAGCUCUAAGAUUCAGGGAUAUACCUCCAACAGCCCAUCAUCACACCACAUCAACGCAUCCCGUAGUACAGAUCUCUCUAGCUGCGCAACAUGAUCAAGUAAUCCAUGAAAGACAAAUGGAUUCAAAAUUGAGGAAAAAGCCUCGAAACCACGAAGACUGGGUGGAAAAGAAGCGGGGUACAUUAAUGGUGGUUGCAUCGCUUAUUGCAACCAUGGCCUUUCAAGCAGGAGUUAAUCCUCCUGGUGGAGUUUGGCAAGAUAGUAGUGAUAAUAGCACCAAUGCUAUCACACCACCACACACUGCGGGCACCUCUGUGAUGGCUGAUAUGUAUCCAGACACAUUCCAUAGGUUUGUCAACUGCAACACAUUGGGAUUAAUUGCCUCUCUGAGCAUAAUUCUGCUGCUGGUAAGUGGAUUACCAAUGAGGCACAGGAUUUUUGUGUGGAUUCUGAUGGUGGCCAUGUGGAUCGCCAUCACAGCAAUGACAUUAACCUACCUUAUGUCGUUAGAUGGGUUGGCAUCAGAAUCUGAUUACGAAACUAUGUUUAAAAAGUUGGUUAUUGUGGUUGUUGUGUGGUUGUGCGUCAUGGUCCUUCUUCUCCUGAUCCACACCAUUCGCUUGCUGAAAAGAGGGCUGAAAAAAUUGGUAAAACUGCUUCGGAGGAAAAGAAAUCAGAGCAUCAACGUUUAACAAACUAUGCAAGCAGGUUUAUGCAUGUGUUUCUCCCUCUAAACCUAAACGCGUGCAUUUCGGUGUGUGACUCUUUUGCUUUUACCUACCUUGAUCCCUUCUUUUCGGUUGUCUGUGUACGUCUUACGUGUGCUAAUUAGUUGGUUUGUUGAAUGAAACAUCUUGCACUAGUGUGUUGUAAUA
Messenger RNA from Nelumbo nucifera (sacred lotus), 1627 nucleotides. RefSeq lists its product as uncharacterized. The record is from RefSeq and is a predicted model, not a curated record. NCBI's taxonomy places the organism in Eukaryota, Viridiplantae, Streptophyta, Magnoliopsida, Proteales, Nelumbonaceae. Gene Ontology annotation, molecular function: protein binding. Gene Ontology annotation, cellular component: plasma membrane.